CUCCUACUGCAGCAAGUAUACGAUGGGGAUGUGGGUGAAAUUCCUCUGAAUGAACCGUAAUCGACAAUCGCCUCGUGAAUCCAGACUGCCUGCCUGAUGAAUGAAACCAGCUACUACUGUACGGACGUGAGCGUGAUUCAACAACCAACCAACCAAUCAAACCAGCGAUGGUGAAUCAGUCUUCGGGUUUGUUUUGGUCCGUUCGCACGUGUGUAUGGAAGGUGUGCCGCAGUGUAUGCUCUUACCUGGACAGAGGAUUCGCGGUCGGUGGCGAUAAUGUUGAACAAUAUUGCUGUGGUAUGUGUAACACGAUCACCUACGUAGGUGUGCAUUUAAAUCAAACAGUACUGAAGAUAUGAUCUUUCCGAAUUGAGUAGAUUAUUUAUGUAAAAUUACCAGUAUUUUGGACAUGUUAAAUAUAAUUUAAAUACGCAUCUUGUGAAGUGUGGUGAAGAAAGCAGACUAAGUCGUUGGAAUCUUCCACAAAACCCCGAAGAAAGGAGGUUUGCAGACGGAUUAUUAUUUGGGGUCGAUCAAGUCGCCAAACACGCCCAUAAAAGUUGAUCUCACAGGACAGGAUAUUAAAACGUUCAACGAAACAUGAAUCGUCUACUGGUGGGGGCCCUAUUUGGUGUAGCGCUUUUCAGAACUGCGCUAGGGAUCCUCUGCUACCAGUGCUCGUCGGCCCACUCGAUGUACUGUUCCGAUAUGUUGGUGGCGGACGAGGCGUCUCCAUUCAAGCCGGAACCGUGCGACCACGUGUUCGAGGCGGAGUACUGCGUCAAAUCGACGGCCAUGCACGGUGGCAUCGGAGCCAAGCGGUACUGUUCGUCGCGCGACCUGGGCAACUACUGCAACUACGUGCGCAAUCCGGGUGACCAGAUCGAGUACCGGUCUUGUAUCUUCACCUGCGAUACCGAUGGCUGCAACGGUGCUUCCAGUCUCUCGGGCUUCCGAAAGCUCACGCUCGGUGUUGUGAUGCUCGGCGCGUUGGCCAUCGUGACACGGUUCGCUAGGCAGCAUUGAUGGUGCGUAAUGAUGACAGCGAACGGCCAUAUCAUCUUUUAAAAGCUUUUGAAUCCGGGUUCUGUUAUUCAUUUCCGACGCAAUUGCAUUUCGUACACAUUUAUCGCGUAGCAAUCAUUUAGUAAUAAGUUAACGAACAUUCCGUCUUGACUUGGUUCUUCAAACUGAUUCUUAAACCUAAGCCGUCCUCAUAUUAGUUGCUAAUAUAGAUUACCUCUUAUACAAACAGCGAGACAUUGAGUUUAGUGAGAUCAUAGUCAAACAAUUUUGAAUAAAACAGUAAAAAAAGAAAA
Messenger RNA from Aedes aegypti (yellow fever mosquito), 1319 nucleotides. RefSeq lists its product as uncharacterized. Lineage: Eukaryota; Metazoa; Arthropoda; Insecta; Diptera; Culicidae. The transcript is spliced from 3 exons. Bases 601 to 1026 code for a protein of 141 amino acids. The record is from RefSeq and is a predicted model, not a curated record. Gene Ontology annotation, biological process: positive regulation of voltage-gated potassium channel activity; sleep; regulation of synaptic transmission, cholinergic.